Epithele typhae is the source of this 1191-nucleotide messenger RNA. RefSeq lists its product as uncharacterized. The record is from RefSeq and is a predicted model, not a curated record. The coding region runs from base 1 to 1191 and encodes 396 amino acids. The transcript is spliced from 3 exons. Lineage: Eukaryota; Fungi; Basidiomycota; Agaricomycetes; Polyporales; Epitheliaceae.
AUGGAUCGCGCCCGAUUUCAAAGCAUCAGUGACGCAGUGGUAUUCAGCUUCGAGCAAAAUUUGAAGACACACGGGGAAGGGCGCUCUUCCCUGCCGAUGAUGCCAGUAGCUUCAAGUAUUCCAGGGAGGGACAAGGCUGCAGCUUGGCGAGCCGGGUCUGUUUUAGCGGCUGCGUUGGGUCGCCGCUGUAAGGUCGCAUUCCAGGCCGGAGAGAAUGUUACUGAUAUUCACAUAGACCAGACAGCCUGGCCGUUGGAGAAAUACGAACAUGUGCCUGGAAAAGGCCGUGCCUUGAACGAUGAGAGACGGGAGGAAGAUCUCGCAGAGAUAUUUCCACCGAUCGAGCCGAAAAUACCUGACGGGUCGCUGCCCAUCGUGGAGGACAAACCCUUUGUGAUUACCGAUUCCGAAGAUUUUAUCCUGUGCUGCGUCAGCUGCCGUCCAACUUGGUUUAACGAAAAGCAGGAGGACAUAAUCCAGGCACGCUCGGCCUACGGUGAAGCCGGCGGCCUCCACAUUUCGACCGAUGAAUCAGUCUGGCGCUGUGGCCCAAAGCUGUUCAACCUCGAUGCAAAGAAUUCCAAUCCGGGCAUCAAAUCUCACGCCGGGCAGCAGUUCUUGUCCCCUGCUGCCAUACCCCAAGGCACUUCGCUUCGAAAAAACAUUGCCGAAACGAAGUCCUACUCAGAGAAUGGCACGUCCGCAUGGCUUCAAAGCAUGGCACGCGCUGGUGCUGUUUUCGAUGGGAUCAUGCGCGUCACCUGCCCGGCUCAGCAUUGCGCACUACGCGCCGAGCUAGAUGAACUUGCCAGACGCGAACCCGAGACCGCGGGCCUCUGGUGUUUCCCCACACAGGCAUGCCACCUCAUUUCCAAUCGGGAGACGAUAUUCCAUUGUGACACGGGGGAUGGCAGUCUCUUCUACGACAUGGUCGCCACUGUUGGUGACUAUGGAAGGGGGGCAUACAUGGGCUAUCAGUCUCUCGGUUUCGCGGCGCCAUACAACAGCGGCAACGCGCAAGUUUUCCUGGCCAAGCACCUCUCACAUGGCGUUCCCGAGGUCUCCGGUGAUCGGGUUUGCAUCGCGCUUUUCUGUCAGAGGGGAGUGUUGAAAGCAUGGGGCAUUGACCAAGCUGGCAAGGAAUAUUUUCCCCUUCGGGUAGAUGACUUCGUUGUUGCGUCCGGGUUGUAA